Molecule: messenger RNA, 569 nt
Organism: Heteronotia binoei (common prickly gecko)
Lineage: Eukaryota; Metazoa; Chordata; Lepidosauria; Squamata; Gekkonidae
Product: zinc finger and SCAN domain-containing protein 31-like
Exons: 1
Coding region: 1-477 (158 amino acids)
Source: RefSeq, a predicted model, not a curated record
AUGGAGAUGGAAGAGGAGGACCCAGAAGGACCUGGAAUUGGCAAGGGCUCAAGCAAAGGUCUCCAUCACCUCCAAGCAGGAAGUGGUGCUGAUAUUGGGGAAACUUCUGUGCCAGAGAGCUUGGCUCACGAUGCUACGUCCUCAGAUGUAUGCAGACGACGCUUCCGGCAGUUCUGCUACCACGAGGCUGAUGGGCCCCGAGAGGUUUGCAGCCGGCUCCAUGGACUUUGCAGCCAGUGGCUGGAGCCGGAGAGGCACACCAAGAAGCAGAUCGUGGACCUGGUGAUCCUGGAGCAGUUCCUGACUCUCCUGCCCCAGGAAAUGCAGGGCUGGGUCAGAGGAUGUGGGCCGGAGACCAGUUCCCAGGCGGUGGCCCUGGCCGAAGGUUUCCUCCUGAGCCAGGCAGAGGAGAAGAGGCAGGCAGAACAGGUGAGGGAGCUUCAUGCUGUCCUUUCAAGCUGUGAUCUUCCACCUUAGCCUAAGGCCUCCCUGCCCAAUAUGUAUCCCUCCAGACACUUCCCCAGGGUUGCUAGACAACCAGAACCCUGGUUCUUGCUGCUGUGGUUGAA